This is a messenger RNA of Amoebophrya sp. A25, 186 nucleotides long. NCBI's taxonomy places the organism in Eukaryota, Dinophyceae, Syndiniales, Amoebophryaceae. The record is from the annotation of a GenBank genome assembly.
CUUCUACUUCAGACCAGAGCUGACCAGCAGGAAGUUCUUGGUCUGCCAUCAGCCAACCCAGUGCGCAAAUCGUACACGUUUAUGACGUUGCGAGGUGGUGCCACACCCAAAGAAAACAGACUAUCCAGAGCAGAAUCACAUCAUCGAAGCUGCGGGGGAGGCUGCGGGGCAGGGUGGUUCAGGUGA